ACGAGGACUACAGCCACCACACAACAUAUCAGACUUAAAAACAAGACUUUUAACUUCUGAUUUAUGGCAUUUUAUAGUUAAAAAUUGGACUUCAACUCCUCAAGUUGGAUUCGGUCCUGUUUAUUUGCAGCUUGUUUAUAACUUGUCAUCGGCUCUAAUUUGGGUGUUUUUCAUCCUCCUGACUGUGUUUCAUUUCUGUCAGGUACAAUGGCUCUUGGAGUGCUUAAUUCGCAAGUUAAAAAUUCCCUGAGUGGGAGUGCAUUUUUCGACCGCGGUUCUAUAGAGGAACAGGAACCACCGCCUCCACUCCGCAGCUCUUGUUUGACUAUUUUCACCUGCUUUUGUCCUGCAUACCCCGUCAACAUUGUGGCCCUGGUCUUCUCUAUCAUGUCUAGAAACAGCUAUUAUCAGGGUGACUAUGACGGGUCGCGGCGCCUGGGCAGGAAUGCUCUCUAUGUGGCUGUUGCCUCCAUCAUCAUCGGCCUUCUCAUCAUCGCUAUCUUCUGCAUCGUUCAUUUUACUACUAUGGAUUUUUAGUGCUUUGGAAGUGAAAAGAAGGGAAGAAGAGAAAUAAGACAGUUGAACAGAAAACUGUGGAUGAUGAUGUCUGGCUGGGCUCGGGGGGCUUUUUCGAACAGCACCAUCUGCCAGUGAAAGGACUAUGACUUGCCUCAUGUUUACUUCAAUCUGUACAUCACUUCCUCUCAUGCUUCAUAUGGACAAUCAAGGACUAUAGCAUGCAGUGAAUGCGUCCUUCUCAGUGAUUAAUUUCAAUCACUCUUUGAAUUAAAAAGGCAGCUUUCUUAAAAUGUGUAGGGAAUCCAUGGGUUACAAUGAGUGUUUGUUAGGCUUUGACCCCAAUGUGAGAAAUAAGUUAUUUUUCAUUAUUGUGUUUUGCUCAAAACAGUGCUGUAAGUAUAUGAUGAAACAGAUCUAAACAUGAUCUAAACAGUAACUUGAUUAAAAUACCUACUUUAUCCAUUACAAUUAUAUUCUGUUGAUAACUGUAACAAUGCUCUAACACCCUUUACCAAUAACCGCAAACUCUUAAGCACUAAACACAUAUCAAGAUUUUUUUUGUGUGUCUAGCAAUGACUGUAUAAACAAACCUGUCUAUGGUUCAUUUUGUUCUAUGAUUUCUGUGUUACUAUUAAAAGGCAACCCAACUGAA
Messenger RNA from Plectropomus leopardus (leopard coralgrouper), 1171 nucleotides. RefSeq names its product transmembrane protein 233-like. Gene Ontology annotation, cellular component: membrane. NCBI's taxonomy places the organism in Eukaryota, Metazoa, Chordata, Actinopteri, Perciformes, Serranidae. The record is from RefSeq and is a predicted model, not a curated record.